Messenger RNA from Mizuhopecten yessoensis (Yesso scallop), 6942 nucleotides. RefSeq names its product transforming acidic coiled-coil-containing protein 3-like. Gene Ontology annotation, cellular component: cytoplasm. The transcript has 18 exons. The coding region runs from base 130 to 4794 and encodes 1554 amino acids. NCBI's taxonomy places the organism in Eukaryota, Metazoa, Mollusca, Bivalvia, Pectinida, Pectinidae. The record is from RefSeq and is a predicted model, not a curated record. Gene Ontology annotation, biological process: cell population proliferation; mitotic spindle organization; cerebral cortex development.
UAGCGGGCUUUUGAAAACGAGAAACUGUUGUUAUGAUCAGGAACAUUUUGGAAACUAUUGCAAAGAGACUACCAAUGCACAGACUGUAAUAAUAGAGCCUACAGUCACGACUUUUCUUACGGAUGAAAUAUGGAUUUGAUGGAGUUCUCUAUGUCAGAGGGUAACGACACCCUAACCGGAGAUGAGAACUUUCUGCCUCCCAAGCUGAUGCAGACACCGGUGGUGGUCAACUCGAUCCUGAAGCCAUCCACCAAGGGCAACCUAAUGCAGCUCCACACACCCAAGCCUCAGCAGAAACAUCUCAAGGUGAAGUUUGAAACACCCCGCCCAGUGAAGGAGGUCACGCCAACACGCUAUGAACAGAUCGCUGAUUUGGAUGAGAAAGAAAACUGGAUCGAGCGGACAACCAUUGUUACCAAAACAGAUCAUUUGCUAAACAUAGAAUGUGCUAAAGGCAUUGUCAACAACAUAGUAGAAAAUCUUCCAUUGUCGAAAAGCGAGUCAGUCGCUGAAUCGGACAAACCUACGACUGAAAGUGAGGAGGAAGAGGAAGCCUUCUUUGAUGCCAGUGAAGAAACUGACAAAGCCACACCUGACACCCUGGGACAUCCAACUCCAACACCUACCUCUGCUGAUACGUUUCCUGCCCCACAAGACACAGCUGUGUCUGCCAAACAGCAAGUAACUGAUGUUUCUACCGUGUCUGUCCCACAAGGUGCUACUGGGAUACUUGAGGUUAGUAUGGAAUGUACUGAGGAAGAUGUCUUGGCUACAGAAGAACCGAUGGAUUGUGACGAAACAGCAAUGGAGAUAGAUGUAACAGUGAUCAGUAACAAAACCUUGAUUGAGGACAAAGCAACGAGUCCAAAGACGGCCCAGGUAAAUCCUGUCACCGUGGUAACUUCUCCUCCACUACCUUCAUGCGGUGGGGCGUACAAGAUUGACUAUGACAAUUUAGACAGCUUUAAUCCAUUCCAGACAAAGGGUGAUAUAAGCAAUUCACCUGUCCGAACUACUGAAGCGCACAACAAAUCAGCUGCUGGAGAGAAAAUUGAUACUGAACAAGUGCCACUUAAUACAGAUACAGUGGAAAGUGUAUCUGAUUCGCAAGCACCAGAGGGUGUACUAGGCAUAGAGGCUGAGGUUGUUACCGACCUUUUGUCAGAAGUCCUUCCUGAAGUUGAUGGAGAUCAAGUGCAGGGAAUUUACAAUAUAAACUUUGAUGAUAAAACUGACCCAUUUGCAACUAAAUCACAAGUUCAGAAUUCUCCUUCUUCAGUCGACACAUUUGCAGCCAAGUCACAAGUUCAGAAUUCACCUCUAGCAGCGGACCCAUUUGCAACUAAAUCACAAGUUCAAAAUUCUCCUGCAGUGGACCUGUUUGCAACCAAGUCACAAGUUCAGAAUUCUCCACCAGCAGCUGACCCAUUUGCAACCAAGUCACAAAUUCAGAAUUCACCCUCAGCAGCUGACCCAUUUGCAACCAAGUCACAAAUUCAGAAUUCACCCUCAGCAGCUGACCCAUUUGCAACCAAGUCACAAAUUCAGAAUUCACCUCCAGCAGCUGACCCGAUUGCGACCAAGUCACAAGUUCAGAAUUCUCCUCUGGCAGCAGACCCAUUUGCCACUAAUUCACAAGUUCAGAAUUCUCCUCUGGCAGCUGAUCCGUUUGCAACUAAUUCACAAAUUCAGAAUUCACCUCCAGCAGCUGACCCGUUUGCGACCAAGUCACAAGUUCAGAAUUCUCCUCCUUCAGCCGACCAAUUCGCAACCAAGUCACAAGUUCAGAAUUCUCCACCUUCAGCCAACCCAUUAGUAACCAAGUUACAAGCACAUAAUAAUGACAUGAGUACAGACAUAGCUACAGUAUGCGACACACAGUCGUUACCUGUGAAUGGAGAUAUCACAACACCUCAACGACCUAUGAAAAUCGAUAAAGAUGAUCCGUUUUCAACGAAAUCAAAAGUUGCGAACUCACCAUUACAAGCUUCGGUACUGAAUAAUUCAAAUCCCUUUGCUACUAAAUCAAAUGUGUGUAACUCUCCGAUACAGCCACCAAAUGAAGAAAAAAUGACCUUGACCGUACCAACGGUGCCUGAUUCAUCCACCCUGAACAGUUAUAACCCUGUGGCCAGCCUAACUUCUGAGGGAUCAGUAAUCACUCCUAAAAAGUCACUAAGUAUUGAAGAAGACACUUUAUCAGUGCAGUCAAAAAUGGCAAACUCACCUCCCAGCAAAAACCCAGCACCUGCCACAGAAACAGCAUUGGUACUAGAAAAUGACCCCUUCACCACAAAAUCCAAGGUGCCUAACUCCCCUGCACCUUCAGCAACAGUGAAAAUAGAUGCUUUGACAGAUCUAGACCCCUUUACUACAAAAUCCAAAGUCCCAAAUUCCCCUCCACCUUCAGUGACGUCAACAGAAGAUCCUUUGAUAGACCCCUUUACCACAAAAUCUAAGGUGCCUAAUUCUCCAAUAUCUUCAGAGACAGUGAAGAAAGAUUCUAUGGAAGAUUUAGACUCCUUUACCACAAAAUCCAAGGUGCCUAACUCUCCGAUAUCUUCAGAAACAGUGAAGAAAGAUUCUAUGGAGGAUCUAGACCCCUUCAACACAAAAUCUAAGGUGCCCAAUUCCCUUCCACCUUCAGCGCUAUCGAAAGAGGAACCUUCGUCAGAUCCCUUUACCACAAAAUCCAAGGUGCCUAACUCUCCAAUAUCUUCAGAGACAGUGAAGAAAGAUUUUAUGGAGGAUCUAGACCCCUUCAACACAAAAUCUAAGGUGCCCAAUUCCCCUUCACCUUCAGUGCUAUCAAAAGAGGAACCUAUGUCAGAUCCCUUUACCACAAAAUCCAAGGUGCCUAACUCUCCAAUAUCUUCAGAGACUGUGAAAAAAGAUUUUAUGGAAGAUCUAGACCCCUUUAACACAAAAUCUAAGGUGCCCAAUUCCCCUUCACCUUCAGCGCUAUCAAAAGAGGAACCUAUGUCAGAUCCCUUUACCACAAAAUCCAAGGUGCCUAACUUUCCGAUAUCUUCAGAGACUGUGAAGAAAGAUUUUAUGGAGGAUCUAGACACCUUCAACACAAAAUCUAAGGUGCCCAAUUCCCUUCCCCCUUCAGCGCUAUCGAAAGAGGAACCUUCGUCAGAUCCCUUUACCACAAAAUCCAAGGUGCCUAACUUUCCAAUAUCUUCAGAGACUGUGAAGAAAGAUUUUAUGGAGGAUCUAGACCCCUUCAACACAAAAUCUAAGGUGCCCAAUUCCCCUCCACCUUCAGCGCUAUCAAAAGAGGAACCUAUGUCAGAUCCCUUUACCACAAAAUCCAAGGUGCCUAACUCUCCGAUAUCUGCUGCAACAAUGAAAAAAGAUCCUUUAGCAGAUCUUAACCCCUUUACCACAAAAUCUAAGGUUCCAACUUCUCCGUCACCUCAAGCACCUACAGAAAUUCGAGUAUCAGAUUCCACUGCAGCGACGUCCAAAGUGCCAGAAAUGACGUCACAGACUAAACAGCAAGUAAACCCACCACCAAGUUUAGAAAACAAGUUUCCUGAGGCGGCAUUUCAAAACAUUGCUAGCAGGAACACAUUGCCGGAGAGUGCAUCGAACGUCCCUGACUUUUCAGAUGAAGAGUUCCGACCAGCAACAGACUGCAUAUUCAACGAUUCUUCAUUCUUGGAUGUGUUGGAGAAGUUUGGUAGCAGCAACUCAGAAAGCAAGAUGUCCGACCUCUCCCGGAUGUCCCUGUAUGUCAAGUUUGAUCCCCUGGUCAACCUCCCAGCUUCUGAUCCACGUCGUGCAAGUAUGAACCUGUACAAGCGAGCCAGUAUUAUGAAUAUGCCUAGGAAAAGUCUAUCUGGAAAAAGUCUUUCUGAAGUGUGUAACGCUGAGGAGAGCAUGUUACUGAUGGGUACGCCUCCUAAACAGAUGUCGCAGCGUCUCACUAAUGUAGCCAGUCGUAUCCAUCACACUGGUUUCACACCUGGGAGUACACCAACCACUCCAAAGGCCUUCAAACCCCAACUGGACCUUCUGUGUGCCAAUACACCCCCUCGUAGUGUCAAAAAGUCAACUACACCUGCCCCGGUAAAGGUGAACUCCAAUCUUCCUGAGGAUCCCUCAGACAAUUUAGCCGCUAGCACUGACGACAACAUCAUAGAGGUGUUGCAGUACACAGACAAGGACAUGUGUGAGGUGAAGUCGUCCCUGUUCCUGGAAUUCCAGGGCCAGAAGUUGUUACUGGAGCGCGAGUGGACCAAGGUGGUCGACAAGCUCAAGGCCAAGAUAGAGGAACAGAACAGGACACUGGCAAAGAAGCAGGCAGAUAUAGAACUAAUGGGGAACAUUUCAAAGGAGUUAGAAAUAGUGGUGGAAGGACUGAUUCAGGAAAAAGAAAAAGAGAAAGACCUCACCGUUGAACUAAAAAAGGACAGGGAACAGGCUGUACAAGAUACACAAUCGUUAGAAAAGGCGUUUUCUGAGCUCCAUCGGCGAAACGAGAAACUGAAGGAAACCUUGAGUGGCCAUGUAAAGAAUCAAGAAACACUUACAGCACAUGCCAAGGAAUUACAGAAAAGUCUGACUGCUGUUAAAACGGAGAGUAAGGAGAAAAUCGUGGAACUUACACAACAAUUAUCAAAAGUGAAGUCUGACCUGAGUCUAAUAACAACAUCAUCAGAGGCAAGGACCAAGAGAGACAAAAUGCAGAUAGAGAGUCUGCAGAAAACUGUGGAUCAGAAGAUGUCUGAAAACAAGGAACUGGCCCAGAUGUGUGACGAACUACUGGCUAAAGUUUCUAAAUAAGACUGCGAAUCUGGUUGUCAAGACCAGAGUUAAUUUAUAAUUUCAACCUAAAUGGUCUACAGUCUAUAUGUGCUCGAUGUUCUUAACAGUGCAAACAGGGAACUGAUCCAAAUGUGUGACAAACUACUGGCUAAAGUUUCUAAAUAAGACUCCGAAUCUGGUUCUCAAGACCAGAGUAAAGUUACAUGUUCUAAACAGUGCAAACAGGGAACUGAUCCAGAUGUGACAUUCUGCUAUGUCUGGCUUACAGACGAGGAUUGUCCAUAACCCUAGUUUAAAUACCUAGACAUCCAGAUAUAUUUUUAUAACCUUGGUUUACAGGUUAACAUGUUCAUAUAUGGAUUCUGUAGCUUAAGCGUAUGGGCUGGGAUCUCCAGAUAGAUCAGUAUACAGCCUAGAAUAUCUAGGUAAAUAACCAUGGUCAGCAUGCUUGGAUAUCCAGAUUGACUAUAACCCUGGUUUACAAGCCGAGAUGUCCAUUGAGGCUUCAGAUAGACUAUAAUCCUGGAUUACAGGCAGAUAUCUAGAUUUCAUAUGUAUGUACCAGUUCACAGUUUGAUUAUUCUUCAUUUGUUAUGUUCUUAUAUGUUCUGUUAUUCUUUAUCAACUUUCUAUAGAACUUUCCUUCUCGUCUGUCAUCUUCUCUACCUUUCCUCCUUUCUGUACUUUUGUAUUGUCAUGUACAAAAAACUGCCUUUUAUGUACAAAAUAUAGUAUUUAAUACUGUCAGAAUGUGCUAUUGAGAUUUGAUUCUUUUUACAUAGUGUAUACAGAAAUUGUUUUAUAUUGAUUAUGAAGAAAAAAAACUUGCCCGGGUAUUCAACUGUCUCGUCCUUGGUCUCUUUGUACAUCGAUGUGAUAUAAAUGUUCCUUUAUCUCAUGUGUUAAGUAUUUAAUGGAUCUGAUUACUGAAUGAAGAUUUUAGUAUAGAUACAUUUCUUGCCUUCUAAUGAGACAGAAUCGUCUAGCAACCUGAAAAAUCUAUCCAGCCCCAGAAACACAGCAUACCACAUACAGUGAUAUUUCAUCCACAAUAGAAUCACACUCAUAAUGUCAUCAGAGACAUUACUUCAUCUGCAUUUAUAUUUUGCAAGUCAUAGGCAAGAAAUAUAAUCAUCACUAAUUUGGUUGUUUCUGAUAUGUCCUACAGAAUCAAAUAUUUUUGCAGGAAACUCUAAAAAAUUUGGUCUUAAAACUAUUUGAUCCUUAGCUGCUGAGUUAUUUAUAUCUCUCACUAAUGAUAGAUUCUAUUAGUAAUAGUUAUACCAUAUUGAUGAAAUCAUAUCGCAACUGUGAAGUAUCUACGUAGAAGUGGGUUUUCCUUUGCGUUUAUUAACACCAUAGAACUGCAUUAUUUCCAUUUAACAGAAUUUAGUUCUGUUUUGUUACUUUUUUCAUGGAUUGUUAUAUUCAUCAUAUGCAUGUAUUAAGUCAAAUACUGUAUAGAUAAGCCGAUUAUUUUCAUUGACAGUAGAAUUUUUGUAUAGGAAGUAUCAACUUGAAAGUUAAAAUAUUUUAUUGCCAUUGUCACCAUUAUGAAACAUAUUUUUUAUUGAAGUCUUUUUCUACACAAGUAAUUGUUUCAAAUAAAAACCCAACAAAUAUCCUUUGCUAUUCCUACACUUUGCCGAUGUUGCUUUCAAGGAAUUAUAAAAGCCUAUCAUCAAAAUGAAAGAUGAAUACCAUGACAAGGGAUGUAACUCUAAGUAGGAUUUUUUUUAUUUUAUUUUUGUCUAUAUAUAUAUUAAAGGGAGAAUAAUCUUAAGUAAAAAACAGAACCAGCAGUGAAUUGAGAUUUAUUUCACAAUUAUAUCUAGUGCAGUGGUACCGUUCACAAGAAAACACCAUUUGGGUAGUGGGACGGUCAGAUAAGUGGUAGCUGUCCUGGAUAAACAAGGUUGGACUACCAAGUAUAUCGAUAAGUGUGCUACAGUAUUGUGAUAACCUAGAUCAUAUAUAUAUAUACAUUUGUUUGUUUAAGGUUUUCUGUUGUCUUUUAUGUAUGUGUGCAUGUUAUCGAUCAUGGUAUAGAAAGGACAGAAAUUGUUAUACAGGAAUUAUCUGUGUCUAGCUCUGUACAGUUCUUUAUAUAUAUAUACCAUACGUUCACAAUUUGCCCCCUUUUCUUUCAUAUUAAUAAAAUGCAGA